AAGGGGCAGAAGGAAAAGAUCUUUAAAAGUCCCGUGAAGCUACUGGUGUAUAGAUCCACCACAUCCAUCAUCGACGGUCAGCACACAGGAACAGACCACAAGGAGGAAAAUCUGCACGUUUUCUGUAUCUGGGAAGAGUGUGACGACAAAAAAGUGACGAAAUCAGCUACAAACAAUCAAAUGUCGCUGUUGAUAUUGUGAUAAGUGUUAAUAACAAUCCGCUUCGGUAGUCAAAAUCCUGUGAGGAAUCGGGCUCGCAGAGCUGGAAAAUUGCCACGACCUAGAAAAAUUUUCCACAUCGUCGUCACAAAGUCAGAAACGUAUUCUAGUGAACGAAAAAAAGGUGGAAAAGAGAAAAAGCGAAGGAAAUCUCUAGAGUGAAGUGGACCUCUUUUCGUGGAACGGAUUCCUCAGUUCGAGUUUGAGUCGGUCGGUGCCAGAAGAGACAACGCGAACCGUUCGCUAGUGUGAGGUGCGAGAAUUGGAACGCGCUGGGUGAAGAAAGACGCCAAAGGGGGAAGAAGCCAUUGGGCAGCUGCGACUAAACUAGAGCUAGUAGAAGAGUACUGCGCGCCGCGCCGGCAGGGAACAAUCGAGGACAGGUCUCGUCGAGUUCGUGGCGCUCCGAUUUUUUUUAUCUAAUUAUGAGCUAGUUCCCAACGGUCCCCUAAGCUAGUUCUUUAAGCGUGUGUGUGGAUACGGUGACGGUGAAGUGAAAUAGACGUGAAAAUCUUGAGUCAUCAUUUUUCCAAGCAUCUCGUGUGGAAAGCGGAAAAUAUCUUCUCAAGCCAAUCUCGCGGCAAGUGUUUUUCAGGAAAUUUGAUCUCACGAACCAUGCCUCCAUCUUACUGUUCAGUUGCCGGAUGUACCAACAGCCGAAGCCCUACGUGUAGUCUGUACUGCUUUCCCAAGGAUGAUGCUGUGUGCAAGCAAUGGGUCGACUUUUGCAACAGGCCCGAGCUGUGGAAAAAGUACGAAGAAAACGGUCCCGAGUACCUGUACAAGAGUUCUCGGAUUUGUUCCGAUCACUUCCAACCGAGUGACUUCAACAAUCCCAAUCUUUUCAGCCAAGGAUUGAAAAAAGGUUCGGUGCCUACACUGUAUCCAGCCAGUAAAGAACCAAAGAAUCGCUACACCAUUGGCGGUAGCGGAAUCAGUGCCAUCAGUGGAAUCGGGUUCGCUGGUGGUGGUGGUGGUGGUGGCAGUGGUAAUAAUUCGCCACCCAACACCAACAACGACAAUGAUUCACUCAUCAUGCCAAUGUCAAUGAAGCGACCGAUGCUGUCACAGCCUUCAACGCAGCAGCCAGUUGCCAAGCGAAGAUCGCUACCACCUGCCCUCAGCACCUCCAUUGCCACCAAUAACGUUCAUGCCGCCGCCGUUAGUGGCGUACUGGCCGGUUUGAUCCAGCGGCAACAGCUGAAAGAACAACAACGGAAGGCAUUCGCGGCUGCCCUGCAGCUCCAACAAAGGCAACAACAGCAGCAGCAACAACAGGUACAGCCGAACCCACAGCGAUCGUUGCUGGCCUCGCUGAAGCAAAAACCAAAUAACAACAAUAAUAACAACAACCACAUCAGCAGCAACAAUAAUAACAACAGCAGUAGCAGCAGCAACAUCGCCAAACUGGCAGCUGCUAGCCUACAGGAAAGGCUCGAGGAUGAACGAGGGUACGGCAUCAACUACGUGGACAUGGAUGGAGGAGAUUCAUCCGAAUAUGAUUCCAGUUACCAAAACGCAGUCGAGGAGGAAAUCGCCGCUUACAAGCAGCUCCAACAGAUGAAGGCCAUCAGAGCGGCCGCCGCCGUGAUCCCGGCAUCGCUCAAAUCGGAACUCACGGUGACGCCGGCCGUCAACCAUAACAACAACAGCAGCAAGAGUAGCAAUUUCAAUAAGAGCAACACUAUCAGCACCAGCAGCAGCAGUUCAAGCCCUCCGAGCUCGUCCACCACGAACGGUACCAUCAACUACAAGGAAAAGUACGAGCAAACGCUGAAGGAGCUAUUUGCGUGCCGCAAGAUAGUCAAGAACCAAAACAAUGCCAUCAAGCAGCUCCAGGGCGAGAUAGAUUUCCUCAACCAGCUGCUCAAGGAAAAAUGAUCUCGUUUCGGAUGAUCGGGUCGUGAAACUAUUUUUAGUCGGGUGCCAACCGUUUGCUCCUAGGACUUACGCUAGGACGUGUGGGUUGUGUCAGUCGUUCGUGUGCUGUUCGGCUGCGAUGAUCUCGCGUAGAAAAUCGUAGCCACGUUUCUCUUUUUUAGAUAGUCUAGAACUGAGACAAAUUUUUAAGUCAUCAGAGGUAGUACAAGAAGGAAAAGAGUCCCGUUCGGAGGUUAGUUUUUAGAAUGAUUUAGUCGUACAAUUAUAUUUACCACAAAACCACAUACCGGAGUAGAUACAUUAUGAACUGUUUUACUCCGUUUGAGUGCCAGAUGAAUUAAUAAAGAAUAAUUUUUGGAAAACGAAGCCUGUAUUUUUUCGUUUUUCGCUUCGUGACUUGCUAGUUCACCAUCACGUCUUUGCUAGCACUAGUUACCAUCAUAUUUGUUUGUAUUUUUAAAGCUUUUUCUUUCAGGAUGAUUUUAUUUAUUUCUGCGUGCAAACAUUCCAAUAGUGAGCCAAAUUAAAUUGCAUUAAAUCGCCCGAAAGUUUUUCAAGUAAGAUGCAAAAUUCGUACUGUUAAGUUGUAAAAAUAUAUAGAAGUAUAAUACAAAUGUUUGCCAGUACUAAUGAGCGCGAAAAGGAGAGAAGUUUAUUUACCACUAUUGUUAAAAGAAAUAAGAAACCUUAUUUGAAUAUGAAAACGAUCAGGACCCUGUUUUCGGUGCAGAGCCCCGAAAACCUAGCAUAUACGAAAACUCAAAAAACAGGAGAAUAUUGCGCCUUUCUAAUAAAUAUAAUCUGAAAAUCUAAUCAAAUGACAAACAGAAAAUUACCUAUAGAUACGUUUAUACAUAACAAAAAAAUGGUUUCGAUAAAAAAAAACACACGUAGAUUUGUAAUGUGAAGACAAGUUUCUAAAAAAAAGCUCAUACAUGUAUUUGGACAAAAAGAGCGAGCGAGCCAAUUUUUUAGCCAUGAAAUCGGAAGCAAAUUUUCGAUUCUAGUUAUUUAAUUGCAUUACACACUUUUUUCAUAAACACGAAAACGAUAAAAACAAUAUAUUGAAGAUAGCUUAUAUUAUUCAAAUAACCCCUCUAUAUAUAUUUAAAUGGGUGAAACCAAAUGAAAUGAAAAUGCCAGCAUUAGUUUAGAAUAGGUGUGUGGAACUCGCGGAUGAAAUCGAAAUGAGAUGAAAAAGGGAAAACGUUGCAGUGUCGCGUGCGCUCACAACAUGGAACAAAACCAAAUGGAUCAAUAGAAAACAUAUGGACAGUUUUUUUUUCUUUCUGUUGCAAAUAAAUUUUGACCGGGAUGAUUAUAGAUUCUAAACGUUGUACCUA
Messenger RNA from Armigeres subalbatus, 3443 nucleotides. Its product is annotated as myb-like protein AA. The transcript has 4 exons. Bases 835 to 2100 code for a protein of 421 amino acids. The record is from RefSeq and is a predicted model, not a curated record. Gene Ontology annotation, molecular function: sequence-specific DNA binding. NCBI's taxonomy places the organism in Eukaryota, Metazoa, Arthropoda, Insecta, Diptera, Culicidae.